AUGGCGGCCGGUGCAUCGAGAGAAAGUGGAGAGGCGUCGAGGAGAAAGAAGAAGAUGGAGCAUGUUUUUGCUCAAGAGUUGUCAAGCAAGUGGCCAUCUCAGUCUUUGAGGAAACUAACUAUAGAGUUUUGCCCAAAAUUGGCUAUACCAUGGUUCAAUUUGAAUGAAAUUUGGAGUCUCCAAUGUCUUCAGAGUUUAACAUUGGCUGAUUGUGAAGAAUUGAAAUGUUUGUUCUCAAUGGAAAAACAUAGAAACCUACCAGAGUUGAUGUACCUUUCCCUUUCUGAUUGUCAAGAAUUGGAACAAAUUGUUGCCGCAAAUGAAGAACUCGUGGAGCUUCCUAAUGCUGAAUUGUAUUUUCCAAAGCUAAAACAAAUAACAGUCUUCAACUGCCACAAGUUGAAAAGUCUUUUCCCGUUUUUCAUGGUUACAAUGCUUCCACAAUUAAGCACUCUUCGCUUAUCACAUGCUACUCAACUUCAAGAGGUUUUUAGGCAUAGUCAAGGAGACAGCAUUAUGAAUGAAAGGGAAAUUGUUCUUCCGGACUUGACAGAGAUAACACUUGCCGAUCUACCAAAUUUUGUAGAUAUUUGUCAUGGUUGUAAGUUACAUGCCGUUAAACUUCAAAAACUCAGCAUAUCUAACUGCCCCAAAAAUGUUUUAAGCUUAAGAAUAAUAUUCAGGUGA
Molecule: messenger RNA, 687 nt
Organism: Trifolium pratense (red clover)
Lineage: Eukaryota; Viridiplantae; Streptophyta; Magnoliopsida; Fabales; Fabaceae
Exons: 3
Coding region: 1-687 (228 amino acids)
Source: RefSeq, a predicted model, not a curated record